Molecule: messenger RNA, 5864 nt
Organism: Xiphophorus couchianus (Monterrey platyfish)
Lineage: Eukaryota; Metazoa; Chordata; Actinopteri; Cyprinodontiformes; Poeciliidae
Gene: mef2aa
Product: myocyte enhancer factor 2aa
Exons: 12
Coding region: 418-2025 (535 amino acids)
Biological process (GO): positive regulation of transcription by RNA polymerase II; cell differentiation
Molecular function (GO): RNA polymerase II cis-regulatory region sequence-specific DNA binding; histone deacetylase binding; protein dimerization activity
Source: RefSeq, a predicted model, not a curated record
CUUUCUGCCUGUAGAGAAGCCAAGGGACAAGAGCAGAAACAGGGUGUGAAGACGGGCCCUCUCAGGACUUGAGGGGACAUAUUCAAAGCCAGCUGGUCUGGCUUUGAGGAUGAUCAAUGGAGUGAGUGACAGAAAGGCACAGAAAGAAGGGGAGAGCUGUAGCGUGAACUAAAAGGCAAGAUAAGGAAAGUGAAUGCACACAAAGGAGGGAGGUGGAGGUUGCAGCAGACUGUGAAACUGUUUGUGGAGCAACAACAGACUGUGGUGCGGUGUGCUGAGGAGCAAGAAGUGUACUGAGGGGAGUGAAAGAGAGCACACAACAAGAGAUCCUGUUGCACAAUGUUCUAGGGAGUGGGGGAAGAAAGUGUGUUGUUUUGAUACUGUUGACGUGUCUGAGAGACCGGAAAGGGCACAGCCAUGGGGCGGAAGAAGAUACAGAUCACCAGGAUUAUGGAUGAGAGGAACAGGCAGGUUACCUUCACAAAGAGGAAGUUCGGGCUGAUGAAAAAGGCCUACGAGCUGAGCGUACUGUGUGACUGCGAGAUAGCCCUCAUCAUUUUCAACAGCUCUAACAAACUGUUCCAGUAUGCCAGCACAGACAUGGACAAAGUGUUGCUGAAAUACACAGAGUACAAUGAGCCCCAUGAGAGCAGAACCAACUCUGACAUUGUAGAGAAAUUGAGAAACAAAGGCCAAAAUGACUGUGCUAGUCCCGAUGCUGAUGACUGUUUCGGGCACAGCCCCCUCAUGGAUGACCAUUUCGGCAAACUAAGCGAAGACAGUGAUUUAAUGUACAAGCGCUGUGGUGCGCUAAACAAGAAAGAACACAGAGGUUGUGAUAGCCCGGACCCCGAUGCCUCAUAUGUCCUCACUCCUCACACAGAAGAAAAGUAUAAAAAAAUUAAUGAGGAGUUUGAUAAUAUGAUGAGAAAUCAUAAAAUCCCCACGGCGUUGCCUCAGCAGAACUUCUCCAUGCAUGUGGCGGUGCCCGUGUCCAAUCCUAAUGCCAUGUACCAGGCGGGAGGGAAUCUGGGCAGCCAGGCCCUGGCAGCAGCAACAGCUUCGCUGAAUGAGAGCGGGAUGCUGUCCCCUCCGCAGGCCUCCGUGCACAGGAAUGUCGUCUCCGGUGGAGGAUCUCAGAGGCCCACCAGUGCAGGAAGUGCAGGUGGCAUGCUGGAUACCACAGACCUUUCAGUGCCAAGUGGUGCGGGCUCCAGCCCAGCGGGGAACGGCUUCGUUAACCCCAGGGGCUCGCCGAGCCUCCUCAGCAUGCCUAGUGGCAACGGCCUGGGUAAAGUCAUGCCUACCAAGUCUCCACCGCCUCCUGGAGGGAACAUGGGAAUGGGGAGCCGCAAGCCAGACCUGAGGGUUGUUAUCCCUCCAUCGAGCAAAGGGAUGAUGCCCCCACUGUCGGAAGAGGAGGAAAUGGAUUUGAACACCCAGAGGAUAAGCAGUUCCCAGUCCACCCAGCCGCUUGCCACUCCUGUUGUGUCUGUUACCACCCCCAGCUUGCCCCCACAGGGCUUGGUCUACUCAGGCAUGCCCACCGCCUACAAUCCUGCUGAGUACUCGCUGAGCAGUGCGGAUAUCUCCUCCCUGCAGGGCUUCAGCUCUCCCGGGCUCUCUCUGGGCUCCAUGUCUGCAUGGCAACAGCAUCAACUAGGCCAGGCAGCACUUAAUUCUUUGGUUGGUGGAAGUCACUUACCUCAGGGUUCCAACUUAUCCAUUAGCACCAGCCAAAGCAUAAACAUCAAGUCUGAGCCCAUUUCCCCGCCCCGCGAGCGGGUCACCCCAUCCGGGUUUCCCCCACAGCAGCCCCAGCAAGGGUCCAGCCGGCAGGAAGUCCUGGGACGCUCGCCCGCUGACAGCCUCAGCUCGUCCUGCAGCUCAUAUGACGGCAGCGACCGCGAGGACCACCGGGCGGACUUCCAUUCCCCGCUUGGACUGGGAAGACCCCCUGCCGGCUCUGAAGACAGGGAGAGCCCGUCAGUCAAGCGCUUGCGCAUGGAUUCAUGGGUGACAUAAGGAGCUCUGAUCCGGUCUGCAGUCACCAGCCAGACAGAGAGAGAGAAAGGGAGGGAUUAGACGUGGGGAUAAAAGAUGGAGCGAGGGUCCUUAUAGCUGUCAACAUUAUUCUACUAUUCAACUCCACUUCGAUUUGUAAUUCUGGGAUGUAAUGUUAGAUGAUGUCAGGGCAUAUUUAAGUCAAUUUUAAAACUGAUACAGGAAGGUUAAACAAUCUAAAUACAUUUCGGGCACUGGCAGGUGGUAUCAGGUACUUGGUGCAGUUCAGAAGGCGUCUGCAGAUGAGAGAAAAUUGUUAAGCGAUAAGCGGUAGAAUAUUGUAGCCACUGGUCUAGUCAGACACUUACAUGUAAUUGCUGUUUUGCUGUCGUGCUCGCAAGUUUGCAAACAAUCCCAGAAAAUUGUGUUGCUUUCAGGCUAAGGACUCUCUAAUUACAUAGGAUGUUCAUGUCAAAAAGUAUGUCCAAAUACAACGGUGCAAUCACACAAGUUUGGUCUAAAAGGGGGCCUCUCUAAAUUUUUUAAAUCCAUAUGAUCUUUUGACACAGAGCACAUCAUGUUGAGGUCUUUCCAGACUCUUUAAUAAGCUAAAACAACUUUUAAACAACAAUAUGGGAGGUAAAAUAACAUCAGAAUUUAUCGCAAUAAUGAUAAUUCAUUUUAUAAUUUAAAAGAGUAAAGUGUAUAAAUAUACAGUUAAGAUCAUGCAAACCUGUCCAGUUGAGCUGGUUAGUAAGCCAACGUGUUCACAUUUGAGCAACAGUUCAUUAGUUAAAUAAGCCAAAGCUGGGGGUUUUUGUGUUGUACAGUUGCUGUAAUCUCUCUACAGUUUGCUCAAAUACUGCCUGUCUUCUUUUUUUUUUUUCUUUUCAUCGUACUCUGUAUUUUUCAUCGUACUUUGUUGCGGUGUGAAAGUCACAAAAGGCUGAUUCUUGAAUCCGAAAUCAAAAAGCCAUGGGCGUUUGCUGUUCUAUUUGUACAACGUCAAAAUAUGAGCCAAGCGUUUUGUCUUUUGUUGUUGUUGUUGUGUAAAUAGCAACUUUAAUAUAUAUAUUGCCAGGGUGGUGAGUACACCGUUUUCAAGAAAAGUAUAUUUUUGUGGUUUACAGCUGAGUUUACAGGAGUGGACCCUUAAAAAAAGUCACUGGUCCAUAUUUCAAGGUUUUGUUCAGUCAUUUCUGCAUAAACUCUGACAAUAUUUUGCUUAUAGAUUAUUGGUUUUGUCUUGUUUGCCCUGAAUACACUCUAUGACGAAUUAAGUAAGGUCAAACUUUUCUUCUUUUUUUUGAAGGAUGAGCAAAAGGCUGGGGGAAAUAAGGUUUCUUCCCACCUCUUGUGCUUUAACAUCAGGUGCUGAAGUUACUGCCACAAUUCAAACCCACAGUUUUAUCUCACACAACAGAGAAUAUUCUAUUGUUGUUGCUUCUAACUCAACUGAAUGAAAACCAUCUCUGAGACCAUUUGGAUCAUCCUGCCACUGGCUUUUGGAAUUUAACUCAACAAAUUUAAACACAGAAGAGCUGCUGGAAACUUUGGGAUGAAAAUAAUCAUAUUUGUGGGCCCACAUGUGGUUGUAUAUACCCAUAAUAACCCAAUUGGCUGAAGAGAUCCUAUCACAAGUUUAUCCCCAUUUAGUGACAAUACUGUCACCUUGUAGUAGGAACUAUAGGAGCCAGAAAUUUGCAAAGAAAUUGAAAGUUGUUUUGGCAUACAGCCUGUGUGUUACACUCUAACAAUGACUGAAAAAACAGGAUUGUGGCUGUUUUUAUUCUCUAUUUCAAAAGGAAUAACCCAUCCAUCAGAUAACAGCACACUGACUGAUUUCUAUAUUUCCUGCUGAGAGGCACACAUUUGUAUGAGAAUUUUUCUGUAUGAGACGGAUUUCACUGUGCAUUCUCCAUGGCAUGUCUUGUGUUUGUUAGUAACCUUGGGCAUCCUUCAACCCCCCCAACCUUCCCACAGUUUACACCAUUGCAGAUCUAUGCAGAUUUAACCCCACUUCACAUGAAAUAUAAAUACUAUGAUGUCAUUACUAAACAUAUUCAGUCCACAAGCUGUCAGGGGAAAGAGUGUCAGACUGUUAGCCUCUUAUUCUGAAGUGCCACAGCUGGAAGUUACUGGACUACAAUUUUAUUAUCAUCAAUCUCGUUUGGGCCAUCUCCUCAUAUUCAUUUUCCCAUAAGAAGUAUUCAUACAGCCUGAACGUUUUCACACUGUGUCUCGUUACAGCCACAGGUCUUAAUGUAUUUUAUUGAGAUUGUGCAUGAAAGAGCGACACAAUGCAGUACUUAUGAAAUGCAAGAGAAUUUAUUUUAUUUUAACAAACAAAAAUCUGGAAAGUGUGGCAUGUGUUUUCUGCCUCUAGCCACAACUACAACCACAAAUUUUGGGGGUAUGUAAUAAACCUUAAUCCCAAUGUUAUUUACCAAACACCUCAACCUGAGUCAGCUUGGACAGACAGACUUCAAGAAACAUUGAUCCCAUUUCUUGGUAUCCUAUAGUAGCCUGGAUAUUUGUCUUUGGUUGUCCUGCUAUUUUUCAUCUAUGUUAAGAUAAUGGGUGGGGAACUAAAAACUUACAUUUUUGGCCUCGCCUGCCCUUGUUCUGGCUUUCUUACAACAAUUGCCUUUUUUGGCACUCUUUUUUGAAAGAUCAGAUUUGUAGUGUUCUCUUGAUCUUCAACUCCUCCAGAGUGGCUGCUUCUCCUCCAUUGCACCCAGAUAAACUCAAAAAGCUGACCUCUGAAGAAAAAGAAGCAAAUAUAAAUUGGGGCCCCAAUUUUUACUGUUUGACUUGUAAAAAUUACACAAAAUCCCAAUAAAAUCCAUUGCAGUUUGUGGUUGCAAUGUGACAAAUUUUGGAAAAGUUCAACUGACUGCUUUUGCGAGACACUUUAUGAUACAUUAAUAUACACCAUAGUGUUUAAUUACCCUUAUUGUAAUCCAGUUUAACACAGCAGAGGAAAAUAGCAAUAAUAAAUGACUUCAACAGAAAUCAGCCUGUCUUGGCAGCGCUGCCUCAUAGUUGAGCACAUUUUUUUAGCACUUGGUGACAUAUCAGGGAAUUUUGUAGUUGCUCUACCAAUAUGCACAGUUAGGAAAUGCCUUAUUCCAAAGAGAAACUGCACCACAUUUAUUCUCACUCCUGUAAGGAAAAGACAAUGCAGACAUCAUCUGUAAGGGAGCAGAUUCCGCCUCUCUUCACCGCAAACUCACACAAGAUAUUGCAUAGCGAAUGCACGGUGAUACAAUUCGCUCUGUUCGUCCUCGUCCAAAUUGUGCAUAACUAAUGAAUGUGAACGGAAAGGGUAAUCGAUGAACCUCUGGAGAGGACUUUCUUCACUUUGCUGUGCAAGAGCACACCGCUUUGCUUCAUGGCUUUUAUAAACAGAACUAAGUGUUUGGUAAGUGUCUGUAGUUAAUAGUUCACGUAACUAAAGAAGCUGUUUUCGGUUUGAGUGCUCAGACCGUUUGGCGGCACAAGCUGGACUUUGUUGCCAAUAAUAAAAUUAUUUGUUUUAAAAUUGAAAUAGACUUUAAGUUAAUCUGCAUUUUUGUUUUCGCUUGAAUGUGUUUUUAUUUUCAACAUACAAUAAUUAUUCAAGUGAACUUUUUAUUGAACAAUUAAGAUACUAUGCUAGAUGUUGUUGUACAAAAUUUGUAUUCUACACAAAAAGUGCAAAUAUUGGCUUUUCAUGUGUAAUUUAGUUUUUUUUUUCUCUCUCUUAUUCUGUAUAAAAUGAAGUAAACAACUCUUUCAUAGAAUCAGUUCUUCUGUGAAGUCCCAAACAGUAUAAACUGUCAACUUUAUUAAACACCUCAGUGUAUGCUCAAUCUGAA